GGUUGACAACUCUUUCGGAAACUCUAUGUGUCUUGAAAACCCAAACCCCUUUACGCUUUCACAACUUUGUCGGAUCAAAAAACAAGUACAAAAUUCCCAACCAACCACCGCGAACCCAGAUUCUCACCGCCAGAAAUCUACCGCUUUUUAGAUUUUGGGUUCGGCGAAUUUCUCUUCUAUCACUGAGCUCAGAUCUUGGUGCUCACCACCUUGUACAACUCCUUUCGGGUCUCGGUCCCGAUCAAUUCGUUGAUUCGGUUUUGCUUUCGUCAAGUUCGGGUCCGUUUGGUUUCCCAGAAAAAAGAGGAAGAGAAAAAAGGGUGGAGUAGAAGAUUUGGGGAAGAGUUGGAUAGAAAAACAGGGUAAUGAAUUGAAGUGGGAAGUUUUGUAGGUGUUUUGGGAGAGAAAAAAAAAAAAAUUAGGAAAUGAAUGUGAGCCAUGCGUCGGUUCACCCAGUGGAAGAUGCGCCGACAACAGAAGGAGGGAAUGCACCGCGGGCGAGGAUGAAGGAUAUGCAAGGCAUGCCCGGCACACUUGGUGGACUCGUCCUUCGUAUUAGCCAGUUUUUGUUUGCAGCUGCUGCUUUGAUUGUCAUGGCUACAACUAGCGAUUUCCCUUCUGUCACUGCCUUUUGCUACCUAGUAGCAGCUGCUGGUUUGCAGUGUUUCUGGAGCAUUUCAUUAGCUAUUGUUGACAUUUACGCCCUUUUAGUGGGGCGCUCUUUGCAGAAUCAUCAAGUUGUCAGCCUAUUCACCAUUGGUGAUGGGAUGACAUCCACUCUUACAUUUGCUGCAGCCUGUGCUUCCGCUGGCAUCACUGUUUUAAUUGACAAUGAUCUUGGUAGCUGUGGCCACAACCAUUGUGCACAAUUUGAAACUGCUACAGCCAUGGCUUUCAUUACUUGGUUCACUUCAUUACCAUCGUUCCUACUCAAUUUCUGGUCUCUGGCAUCUAGAUGAAUGUGCAAGAACAAAAAACUUGAAGCUAAUAUGACGUUUCUUGUUUGUCGUGUUUUGUAAUGAAUGCCCUUCGCAAUGUUGGUCGUAUUUUUGUGAAUAUAUAUAUAUAUAUAUUUGUCUGCAAUAUAAAGAUUUCAGGUGGUCAA
This is a messenger RNA of Ziziphus jujuba (common jujube), 1105 nucleotides long. Its product is annotated as CASP-like protein 5A2. NCBI's taxonomy places the organism in Eukaryota, Viridiplantae, Streptophyta, Magnoliopsida, Rosales, Rhamnaceae. The record is from RefSeq and is a predicted model, not a curated record. The transcript has 4 exons. The coding region runs from base 426 to 959 and encodes 177 amino acids. Gene Ontology annotation, cellular component: plasma membrane.